Paramormyrops kingsleyae is the source of this 7630-nucleotide messenger RNA. Lineage: Eukaryota; Metazoa; Chordata; Actinopteri; Osteoglossiformes; Mormyridae. The record is from RefSeq and is a predicted model, not a curated record.
CUCCCCUUCCGCUACCUCCCCGGGAUCCGCUCAUCUUUGUUCUACGUAGAUGCGUCGCUCCGCCUCCCCUCUAUUUGGAUUUUUUUUCAUUGCAUCCAUUUUUGUGCAUUUAAGAAACCUCCAAGAAUCAACAACCUGGAGGAGACCGUGAAAGAGGGUGAGGAGGAGGAAGGACGAGGAAAACAACUGAAAAAAAGGAAAAAGACGCCCCCUCGAUUCAAGAUGCGAAUAACAUCUUUCUAGAAGAUGACAGCAAUGGGUUAGACGGGAUUUAACAUGAUUGCAAAAUAAAAAAAGCAAUUGUAUCGAAAGAUGUCUGCUCCACUCGGGCCCCGGGGCGGCCCCGCCGCUCGUCCUGCGGCUGCAGAGCUGCCCGAGAUGCCGGAUCUAAGCCAUCUAACCGAGGAGGAGCGAAAGAUCAUCCUUGGCGUAAUGGACCGGCAGAAGAAAGAAGAGGAGAAGGAACAGUCCAUGCUAAAGGUCAAGGAAGAACAAAAGCCUCAGCCAGCACAGUGGUUUCCCUUUAGCGGAAUUACUGAGCUGGUAAAUAACGUUCUUCAGCCACAGCAAAGGUCCCAAAAUGAGAGGGAGCCAGAAACGAAGUUGCACCAGCAGUUUGAGGUGUACAAGGACCAGGUGAAGAAGCUGGGGGACGAGGCUCAGCAGACACCGGAGCAGAAGGACGGCGCGCCCACCUGCGGAAUAUGCCAGAAAACCAAGUUUGCCGAUGGCUGUGGCCAUAUUUGUUCUUAUUGCCAAACCAAGUUCUGUGCGCGGUGUGGUGGACGUGUGUCACUGCGAUCAAACAAGGAGGACAAAGUGGUUAUCUGGGUAUGCAACCUGUGCCGAAAACAACAGGAAAUCCUCACUAAGUCCGGGGAAUGGCUGUGCAGCGGGAUCCCCACUGCGGCCCAGAGGGCAACCUCCACUGAGGGGCCCCGGGGCCCACGGCUGGAGGAGGCCCCCCGCGAGAAGAAGGCCAAGCUCCAGGGUGCGGCCCCUUCCCAGGGAGCCGCGGGGGACGUCGCCGCAUCCACGCCUGACCGGAGCAGACCCCCCGGGCUCCAGCGCCAGCAGUCGCUCCGGAACGGCUCGGGGCCGCAGCGUCCUGAACCAGGCGACGUGCUUGUUGACAGGAAAAGAAGCCCAUCAGCAUCCAGGGAUUCAAACCAAAAAUACGACCAAAGGGAGGAGAGGGGGGACCACUCGCAGUAUGCCCCGGCGGACGGCGGGAUGCCCAGAUCGCCGUCUGACUACGGGGACCGGGACCCCCACCGGGGACCACGGGGCUCGUGGCCAUACGAGGAUGCCGAGGACGGCCGCUUGGAGUACCAGGAGCGGCGGGGACGGUGGCAGGACUACCCGCCGGAGGAGGAGGUAGACAGGCCACACGGCGAGCGGGAGGAAGAGUACCAGGCACGUUACCGUAGUGACCCCAACCUGGCACGCUACCCGGUAAAGCCGCAGCCGUACGAGGAGCAGAUGCGCAUGCAUGCUGAGGUGUCACGGGCACGGCACGAGCGUCGUCAUAGCGACGUGUCACUGGCCUACACCGAAAUGGACGAGCCGUCGGGCCGGCUGCACCCGGCUGAGAGAACGCGCUCGUAUUCGGUGGAGAGGACGUCCCCUGUGCCUGGGCGCCACAGCCCGCCCACACCCCACCGGAGCCCUGUUCUGGGGGAGGGCCGGCGGGGGCAGGGGGGCCCCGCUCGCCGGCCCCCACCACAGCACCACCACCUGGACCCCGGCUCCGCCAUGCGGAAGAGCAAGCGGGAGAAGAUGGAGAGCAUGCUCCGCAAUGACUCGCUGAGUUCCGACCAGUCCGAGUCAGUGCGGCCGCCACCGCCCCGGCCCCACAAGGCCAAGCGGGGCGGCAAGAUGCGGCAGCUGUCCUUUAGCAGCUCGGAGGAGGAGCUGGCCACCACGCCGGAGUACACCAGCUGCGAGGACGUGGAGAUUGAGAGCGAAUCAGUGAGCGAGAAAGGGGGCAGUCAAAGGGGAAAAAGAAACACUCAUGAGCAGGCAAUUUUGUUGGACUCGGCUUACACCUUAUCUGAGAGGCAAAAGAAAACGGUGCGUUUUGGGGGCCGUUCGUUCGAAGAGGACUUGGAAUUGUGCGAACCCCAAGUUAAAGACUCUGGCGUUGAUACAUGCAGUAGCACAACGCUAAAUGAGGAGCAUAGCCAUAGUGAGAAGCACCCGGUGACGUGGCAGCCGUCCAAAGAUGGGGAUCGACUGAUUGGACGGAUCUUGCUAAACAAGCGGAUGAAGGACGGGAGCGUGCCUCGAGACUCAGGUGCACUUCUAGGACUGAAGGUGGUUGGAGGAAAGAUGACAGAAUCUGGUAGACUUCGUGCUUUCAUCACAAAAGUGAAAAAAGGAAGCCUAGCAGAUACUGUUGGACACCUUCGACCAGGCGAUCAGGUCCUGGAGUGGAACGGGAGGCUCCUAGAAGGGGCCACCUUCAAAGAAGUUUACAAUAUCAUUUUAGAUUCAAAGCCUGAGCCCCAGGUGGAGCUGGUGGUGUCUCGCCCCAUUGGAGAUAUUCCCCGGAUACCAGAUAGCACACACGCACAAUUGGAAUCAAGUUCGAGUUCCUUUGAAUCCCAGAAGAUGGAGCGGCCCUCCAUUGCGGUCACGUCUCCCAUGAGCCCCAGCAUGCUCCGAGACGCCCCUCAGUACCUGUCCGGACAGCUCUCAAGCCAAAGCCUUAGUAGGAGAACUACGCCUUUUGUCCCUAGGGUCCAGGUAAAACUCUGGUACGACAAAGUGGGCCACCAGCUCAUUGUCACAAUUUUGGGAGCAAAGGACCUGCCUUCCAGGGACGACGGGCGGCCGAGGAAUCCCUACGUAAAAAUCUACUUCCUGCCCGACAGAAGUUUGAAUUAUUGUUCCUCCAGUGAUAAGAGCAAGAGAAGAACAAAAACAGUAAAGAAAUCAUUAGAGCCCAAAUGGAACCAGACGUUUAUGUACUCACCGGUGCACCGGCGGGAGUUCCGCGAGCGAAUGCUGGAGAUCACGCUCUGGGACCAAGCACGGGUUAGAGAAGAGGAGAGUGAGUUCCUGGGAGAGAUCCUGAUCGAGCUGGAGACGGCGUUGCUGGACGACGAGCCACACUGGUAUAAGCUACAGACACACGAAGUGUCCUCCAUGCCGCUGCCCCGCCCCUCACCCCAGCUGCAGCGCAGGACGCCCGUCGGGGGGAGUCCCACACCCAGGCUGCAGAGAUCCCAGAGAAUCAGUGACAGUGAAAUCUCUGACUACGACUGUGAGGACGGAAUUGGAGUAGUAUCAGAUUACAGACAGAACAGCAGGGAUCUCCAGAGCUCCACGCUCUCCGUUCCUGAGCAGGUGAUGUCAUCCAACCACUGCUCACGGUCAGCGGACACGAGCCGCGCGCGCUCGCGCUCGCCCAGCGUCCCGCCUCCGCAAAGUCGGAGCCUGGACCACGGUGACCGUGGGCCGCCCUCGCAGUACCACACCACUGGUAGGAUGGAACGGCAUCACAUGUCAGAAGACCGCUACUCCCCCGACAGCCAUUAUCUCACGAUACCACGAUCGAGACACAGCCAGCCUAUCGAUCGCCACCAGAGGGAACCCAGAGACAAUCUCGUGUACCCUAUCUGUCGAGAAGAUGCAGUCAGGUUACUGCGCAUGGCUAAGAAGGCCCAUGCGUAUUCUGGCGGUGAUAACAAUGACCUUGAGAGGACUUGUGGUGCCUUGGACCGGCAUGAGUAUCACCGGUCCCGGUCCACGGACCAGCGUCCCACAGUAGAUCGCCCUGCCCCUCGCUCCCGGUCCAGUGAGCGGCCCGACUCGAGCCUCAUGAGGUCUAUGCCGUCCUUACCGUCCGGAAGAUCCGCCCCUCCCUCACCUGCCUUAACGAGGGCGCACCCCCGUAGCGGAUCGGUCCAAACCAGCCCCACCAGUACCCCCGCGUCCAGUCGGAGAGGACGGCAGCUGCCCCAACUCCCUUCCAAGGGGACACUGGAAAGAAGUGAUCUGGAAGUGGAGGAGCGCACACGGCAGAUGAGGCUGAAAAUGAGCAGAUCCAGGCAGGAGUCGUCCACCGACUCCAGGCUGGAGUUAGACGACCAGGCCAAGCGCUUGGGUAACCGAGGCCCAGACAACCUCUCCGCCAGGUCCUCGGACAGUGACGUAAGCGACGUGUCCGCUGUAUCGAGGACCAGUAGUGCCUCUCGGUUCAGCAGCACGAGCCACAUGUCUGUCCAGUCCGAACAACCACGGGCAAACCGCAGGAUAAGUGGCUUUGCACCCAAAACGAAACGCAGGCAGGACUCAUCCGAGCCAAGCAUGACCAAGAGCAGCAGCAUCAGCGGGGAGAUGUGUGACCUGGAGAAGCAGGACGGCAGCCAGUCGGACACGGGCGUGGGCACGGUAGGCACCGAGGAGAAGGUGCGGCGCGCCAGCAUGGGUGCCAAAAUGGUGGCUAUAGUGGGCCUUACGAGGAAGAGCCGCAGCGCGUCUCAGCUCAGCCAAACAGAAGCAGGAGGGAAGAAGUUGCGCAGCACCAUCCAGAGGAGCACGGAGACAGGCUUGGCGGUGGAGAUGAGGAGCCGUAUGACACGGCAGGCCAGCCGGGAGUCCACCGACGGCAGCAUGAACAGCUACAGCUCCGAAGGAAACCUGAUAUUUCCUGGAGUGCGGCUUUCUUCUGACAGCCAGUUCAGUGACUUCCUGGAUGGUCUUGGUCCUGCCCAGCUUGUGGGUCGGCAGACAUUGGCCACACCUUCCAUGGGUGACAUCCAAAUUGGAAUGGUGGACAAGAAAGGAUUGCUAGAGGUGGAAGUCAUCCGAGCUCGUGGCCUUGUGGGAAAACCAGGCUCUAAGGCACUGCCAGCACCGUAUGUCAAAGUGUACCUUCUGGAAAACGGAGCCUGUGUAGCCAAAAAGAAAACGAAAGUCGCUCGGAAAACUUUGGAUCCCCUCUAUCAGCAGCAACUGUCAUUUGAGGACACUCCAGGCGGGAAAGUUCUGCAGAUCAUUGUGUGGGGGGACUAUGGACGCAUGGACCACAAAUCCUUUAUGGGAGCUGCUCAGAUACUUUUAGACGAUCUUGACUUGUCCAACAUGGUGAUUGGCUGGUUCAAGCUCUUCCCCCCUUCCUCAUUGGUGGACCCAACCCUGGCACCUUUGACCAGGAGAGCUUCCCAAUCGUCACUGGACAGUUCCUCUGGACCUUAUGCUCGUUCAUAGCAGUGCAAGAAAAGAUAGCUUUGUUGUAGCAGCCAGUGUUGGAGUUUAAAGUCUCGAAAGGCCACGCCCUGGUUACCCUGGUUACAAUGCAUGCUUGAUGUUGUGUCCUCUGAGCCUGUUUCUAGGGAUGCAAAGGUGAUCCCGUGUUUUUGGCAAAAGUUGCACACAUUGUGCGAUCCAAAAACCCUUAUGGGGAGAACCAGAUAGAAGCAGCAUGAACGAACUUGCAAACAUGGAGUUGCGUGAUGCUAGGUUUUCAUCCAAUCUGAAGCCAUGGAGGGUGGACUGAGAACCAAUCAAUGAGUUCUACAGAAGCCCUUUUUUAAAAUAAAAAAUAUAACUAAAAAUCAAAGUCAUUAAUCUUGUUUUUUUGUUUUGUUUAUUGUAUUUAUGUUUUUUUUUUGUUGUCGACGUACAAGACGGGGUAACGACGUUGCUUAACAGAUGCCUGGUUAUGCCACAGCAAUGCAGAAGUUUGAGCAGGGGCAGUGAGAUGCGACUGAGCAGAUUAGGGUGUAAGCCAGCGCAAGGCACCGCGCUCCAUGCAGCCCAGUGAUCCCAGAUUAGCUACCCGCCCUCACAGCUAAAGCAGGUCCUGAGAAAUUGCGAGUCAACUUUUCAAAAUGGCUGUAACUGACGCUCCAGGUCAUAAACACCACAUCCCAGAACAAGAUGAACUUUUCUGAUCUAUUAUAAUUAUUUCUCUGUUGAUAUAUUGUAUGAAAUUUAAAAGAGGAAAAAAUUUUUUUGCAUGAUCACAAAUUUAGCUGAACUUUAAAAAAAAAAAAAAUUAUUUUCUUGAGGCUGCAACUUGCAAAAAAAAGAAUAAAAAGAAAAAUGAUAGAGAUCAGCCAUUUUCAACAAUUUAUAUUAUUUUUAAAGGUGAAUUUCACUAGUGCAUGGUUUUAAAAGGGAGUGAAUGUAACGCCGUGAUUCAAAGAGACACACCGUGUUUGUCGCCUGUCAGACCACACACUGGUCUGUAUUUUUACAGACAGGAAGCUUAAAAAAGAUUUAUAGCUUAUUAACAAGAAAGACCUGUUUAUGUGACAAGAUAAUAUUAAAAUAAAUGUAAAGUAUUAAUUUCAUUGUAAAGGCGCAAGCCUUAAAAAGACAGAUAUUAUGUGCAAAUUGUACAUUUCUCAAUUCUGUCCUCCCCCAGGUCAUUGUACUACUCAUUUCCGUCAUUGUCCAAUUCCCCUGGUUCCGUCCCUGUUUCUUCAGAACUGUAAAUUAUCUUACAGUUCUGGAUUCUUUAUGUCUGUAUUUCUUUUAUGGAUUUGAUUUGUCUAACAAGCAUGUUGAAAAGGGAUUUUUUGCAACAUGGCUUGGGCACACAGUAACUCAGCAUGUUUUGAUAGAAAAGAGAUAUUUGGAUUUUUGCAGUUUUCUUGUACAGUGCAUGUAAAAAGAAAAAAAACAAAAAACUAAGUUACUUUUUUCCUUCACCUUGAAUUGAAUUCUACAGCAAAUGAGUUAUCGGGCUUUUGUGGCCAACUGUUGAGAUGUUUAUCGAGACAUUCCACCUCCUGGUAUCAUUAUGUUUCUGAUUAAAAAAAACAAAAAUCAAAAAAAAAAAAAAAGAAAUUUAAAGGAAAAUGGUUUUAUAUUUAAUAGUGGUUGACUACAAAAUAGUGUAAGGUUGCAUCUUUUAUUUUAUUAUUGUUGUAAAAAAAGAGUAAUACAAACAAAAAAGAAUAAACCCAUAAACUGGAUUCGCGGGAUGAAUUUUAUCUAAGCAAGCAGCGGAGAGUCCUGUACUGUAAUGUAUUUUGCUGUAAAGUUCAAUUUUAGCGGCGCUGUUUGUGAAACAACGAAUGACUCAAAAAGUACAGAAAAUGGGGAUUUGCCACACGAUGAACUUUUGACUUUUGUUUGUCGUUUUUGGGAAAAUAAAAUUACUUUAAUAUAUAUAAAUAUAUUUUUUGUUAGUUUAUUUUACAAGCCAAGACCAAUUUUUUAUUUCCUAUUUUUAGUAAUUAUUAAAUGCUUCCGAUGAUUGGGAAGUAAAUGAGUCUUAAGAGUGUUUAAAAUGUUUUAAUGAGACCGAAUCGUGAGGCAUUAUUCCUCUCUACAACAUUCAACAUUUUUUCUUUGUUUCUGUAACAAGCUCUGUAUUUUCCUUUUGCUUUGCAUUGUACAUAGGCUUCCCAUACAUGCACACGCACAAACCUGCGAAUGGAGUGGAUUCGAAACACAUGCAAAUGUAAAAAGGCACAGCAUUUUGGAGGAAGGGGUAAUGCCUCAUGAGAACAUCAAUAAGACCUGCUGUUAUUAACCCCGGAAUGGCUAUUCAUUUUUUUCCGGUGCAAUGUGUUCAUGCCAAGGUUAUGUCUUGGUAAAGUAUGGUUGAGUACAGAGAUUUAUGUAAGUUAUUUUUCAAAUUAACAAUAAAAAAUGGAUAUAACACAGA